This is a messenger RNA of Rhagoletis zephyria (snowberry fruit fly), 477 nucleotides long. Its product is annotated as 1-phosphatidylinositol 4,5-bisphosphate phosphodiesterase classes I and II-like. The record is from RefSeq and is a predicted model, not a curated record. NCBI's taxonomy places the organism in Eukaryota, Metazoa, Arthropoda, Insecta, Diptera, Tephritidae.
UCGGGUGACGCAAAAAAACAAAUUCGACGGCGUGCGUACCAAAACGCAAGCCGCGAAUAUUAGGUUAGCCUGUUAACGAAUGUUUGCUGUUGCUUCUGAUAAGGCUACUCCCGAAAGUGUUUGUCUCUGUUCCUGAGUGAUCUGGCAUUUUUGAAUUGUGGAGGAAAAAAAAACAAAAGAAGUGCAACAUGCUGAGCUCCACGACAUUUGUAUCCACUGGACCUGUGGAGGUACCGAAAGCUCUCCGAGAUGGAGAAAAGUUCAUCAAAUGGGAUGAUGAUUCUGGAACGGGCACACCGGUCACUAUGCGUGUGGAUUCCAAAGGAUUUUACUUGUAUUGGAUUGACCAAAAUAACGAGAUGGAUAUACUUGACAUUGCGACGGUACGAGACGCGCGUACAGGACCAUUUGCCAAAAAACCAAAAGUAAGUGCUUUAGACUUGCAUACAUAAAAGUAUCCAUGCAUAUACAUAUACU